This is a messenger RNA of Bathycoccus prasinos, 663 nucleotides long. RefSeq lists its product with no specific name. Bases 1 to 663 code for a protein of 220 amino acids. Lineage: Eukaryota; Viridiplantae; Chlorophyta; Mamiellophyceae; Mamiellales; Bathycoccaceae. Gene Ontology annotation, cellular component: EMC complex. The record is from RefSeq and is a predicted model, not a curated record. The transcript has a single exon.
AUGCGCGAAGAGAAUACUCCUAAAGAAGGAGAGGAAACCCUCCACUUCUCCUCUCUCGCGCACCGAAAAGUAUUCGCACACAUUCGUAAGCACCCGAAUUCGGACGUUUCCGGAGCUUUACUCGUUCGCGAGGACGACAAAGACAACGCGUUUAUUGAAGAUGCAAUCCCGCUGUUCCACUCCGAGUCGGGAAACGUUUCCGUCUUGAAUGAAAUCGCGCUGACGCAUAUCCAGAAGUACGCGAAUACGAGUCACCCAAUUGGUACAAUGCGCGUGGGAGGGCUAUAUUUCGCGAACGGGAAUUUAUACGCGGGGGUGUUGCCAGAUCGCGCGCAAGGAUUGGCCGAAGCGGUUGGGGAUGGUGCAAGAAACGGAAUUCGAUGUGUCCUCCUCGAACCGACCGCGUUUGACGCGGAGACGAAGAACGUUUCCACGAGCAAGAGUAGUAGCCCGUUCAGGGUCUUCAAGUCGAACAACAACAACGCGAACAACGUGAACUUUGAAUUGAAAGAGCAAGACAAAGGGACUGUCAAAGUCGUUCUCGCGCCGCCGCUCGACGACCUCGACGCCGCUUCGACGAAUACGAAUACGAAGGACGUCUGUGACUUUGACGACCAUUUCGACGACGUCGGUAAAGACUGGAGGAACGCAUCCUUUUCGUAG